This is a messenger RNA of Glycine soja, 1598 nucleotides long. RefSeq names its product afadin- and alpha-actinin-binding protein-like. Bases 122 to 1258 code for a protein of 378 amino acids. The record is from RefSeq and is a predicted model, not a curated record. The transcript is spliced from 16 exons. Lineage: Eukaryota; Viridiplantae; Streptophyta; Magnoliopsida; Fabales; Fabaceae.
AUUCCUCUUUCAAAUUUGGGCACCGCUUGAAUAUCUCAAAGUUUAGAUCUAAGAACUAACACUAUUACUACUCAGAGUCACACGCAGAGCCCAGAAAAGAAGCUCUUUCUCUCUAACAACAAUGCCUCCCACUGACGGAGACUUGGAUCUUAGGCCACCUUCUCAAUCUUCCUUCACAGCCGGCGACUACACGUUCGCCGAUGCGGACAAUUUGGAGCAUUGCGCUAAGUAUCUCAACCAAUCGCUCGUCACGUUUGGUUUCCCGGCUUCGCUCGAUCUCUUCGCAAAUGACCCCGUUUCAAUUGCGAGGACUUGCAAUUGCAUUUACGUCUUGCUGCAGCAGAGACAGCGCGACGUGGAGUUUAGAGAGUCUGCUAAUGAUCAAAGACAACGACUGUUGUCUGACAUUUCGAGAUUGGAGGCCAAAGUGGAGAGGCUUGAAGGUCAACUACAAGUCAAAGACAGGGAGAUAGCGACUAUUACUAGAACGGAAGCUAAAAACACUGCAGCUCUGAAGGCCCAAAUUGAGAAGCUGCAACAGGAGAGGGAUGAAUUCCAGAGAAUGGUUAUUGGUAAUCAGCAAGUAAAGACUCAACAAAUGCAUGAGAUGAAGAAGAAGGAAAAAGAAUACAUAAAGUUGCAGGAGAGGCUAAACCAAGUGUUGAUGGAGAAGAAGAAAGAGUCUAGGUCAGGCAUGGAGAUAAUGAAUUUGCUUCAGAAGGAAGGGAGGCAACGUGGAACAUGGAAUGGGAAGAAAGCUGACAAUGAUUUUUAUAAAAAGAUUGUGGAUGCUUAUGAGUCAAAAAAUCAAGAACUGAUGGCAGAGAAUGCUGAUUUAAGAGCAUUAUUGAGAUCAAUGCAGGUGGAUAUGCGUGAUUUCUUAAAUGCUCCUAAUGGACUACCAAAGCAAUCUUUCACUGGCAAUGAAAGAGUUGAAAGUGAUCCUUCACAAUCUCCAUUGGUUGGGAAAAUGGAUGUAUUUGACCUUCCUUUUCACAUGGCCAGAGAUCAAAUAGAAGAAAGUCUUCGCAACAAAAUGGCUUCUAUAAAGGAGCGUAUGGUUCAAUUGCAAGAUGCUCAAAAAGAAGCAGAAGUUACUUCAGAGGCUACUGAGAGGGAACUUGAGCUUGAAGCUCAACUUGUCGAAGCAAGGAGCAUCAUACAGGAGCAGGCAUCAAUAAUGUCUAAACAUCUUGCAAAAUCUGACAGGCCAAGGGAAUCUAUCAUCCCAGCACCGGCUGAGGCAGUAUGCAAUUAACAAAGCUGAGGAUACUCACAUUUGAUGCCUGGCAUGAUUAAUUGAGUUGGCUCUGCAGUGUAACAGGAACGGACAGCAUGCUUUUAGCCUGUGUUUCUAAUCUUGCUUGUUCAUCUUGCACUGCCCUAGUUUAUGAUAAGAGGCCCGAGUAUGGUCGAAUAUCAUUGUAAUUAUUAGCAUGGUGUUGUAAUUAGUGUUAUUGUACCCUUGGAACUGCUAGAAGAAAAAAUAGAUCAUAUUUAUGUCACAAGAACCAUUCAAACUACAUACUAACAUUUAAGAUUGACAGCUAGAAAUAUUUUAUAAUAUCACUUUGGGCUCUUCCAAAAUUCAUGUCUCA